GUCUGAGGGCGAUGGACUACAACUCCCGUCGCACCUUGCGCGGGUAGCCCGGCAGCUUCCGGUCGUGUGACGGUUGCCGGCCAGUUAACCGGUGGUGACGUCAGUGGGACAUGAAGCGAUGGCGAUGGAGGGUGAUUCAGGAAAGAUUGGUGGGGCUAUCAAAUCCAGUGGUGAGCGAUCCUUUAGUCUGGAGCGUCUCGGUUCUUCCAACCGACCAAAUAAACUGUACGUGAACCUCAUGAAACAAGAGGAGCUAAUCGCACAGAAGAAAAGGGAAAUUGAAGCCAAACUGGAGAAGGCCAAGAAGGACAGCUUCACAAAGCUGCAAGCAGCACCUGCUCAGGACAAUGACCAAAAGAACAUGCCCAACAAAUUUGCCAAUGAUGGCAGCUUCUUGCAGGCCUUCCUGAAGAUGCAGAAGGAGAAAUCAAGUACAGGGGGAGCGACUGGUAAUGGCAGCAACUCCACCAGCCCUUCUGGGGCCCAGUCGCAAAAGAGACAGAUUCUAAUCGGCAAACGGCCGGGCCUGGGAGUGAGUUCUCUGGGCAGCACAUUAGGCCAAAUGAAGAACUACACCCAUGCCAAGCAAACCCCCAUUGCUAACCGCCCCAGCGUCUUCCAGUCACCAGAUGAUGACGAUGAUGAGGAGGACGAUGACGAUCUUGAACAGUGGGCAGAAGUCAAAGUUUCACCCCCAGAGGAACCGGAGGUGAGGAGCGUCGCUGAGAAGCUGGCGAAAUACGUUGCGGAUGGGGGUCACGAGGUUGAGAAGCUUGCCAUCCAGAACAACAGGGACAACCCUGCCUUCUCCUUCUUGUACGAUCGCAACAGCCGGGCUUUUCUUUAUUACAAGAAAAAAGUUGCGGAAAUCAAACGAGAAAGGCUGCUCAGUCAGUCGGCACCCAAGCCGCUGGCACCAACCCCCACCCCCUCUGCAUCUGUCACAAAAGUUUCACCCCCAGACGACCCGGAGCUCCGGAGUGUGAUUGAGAAGUUGGCAAAGUUUGUGGCCGACGGGGGUCCAGAUGUGGAAAAGAUGGCCAUUCAGGAUAAUCAGGACAACCCUGCUUUCUGGUUUCUGUAUGAGCAGAAUAGCGAUGCGUAUCAAUACUACAGGGACACAGUCGAAGUCUUCUGUAAAGUGAAAGCUAUUGCGCAGAAGGCUGUACAAGCAAGCUUGAUGGCGGUGCCGACUGCAGCCGAACAGAAGAGGAAAGGUUCUCCUGAGCCCACUUCUGACGACUCGCCCACUGAGCCUGCAGCCGCAGCACCAUCUUCCUCUUUGCUUAAAAAGAGAAAGAAGAGCCGGUGGGGCCCAGAGGUCGACAAGAUUGAACUCCCUCCUCCUGAAUUGGCUUAUCCCAUGCCAGUGCCUGGCUUAACAACUCAGGAGUUGAAGGGGCUCGGCUAUCAGAAAGGUAAGCCAGUCGGAUUGGUGGGAGUCACCGAACUCAGUGAUGCACAGAAGAUACAGAUAAAGGAACAACAGGAGAUGCAGCAGAUGUACGACAUGAUCAUGCAGCACAAGCAGGCCAUGCACGAGAUGCAGAUGAUGUGGGAGAAAGCGAUGCAGGAUCACCGGUACGAGUACGACAGUGACGAGGAGAUCGACGGCGACGGGGGGACCUGGGAACACCGCCUGCGGCACAUGGAGAUGGAGAAGACCAGAGAGUGGGCAGAACAACUGACAGAAAUGGGUCGCGGGAAACAUUUCAUUGGAGAUUUUCUUCCUCCCGAUGAACUGGACAAAUUCAUGGAGACAUUCAAAGCUCUAAAAGAAGGCAGAGAGCCCGAUUAUUCCGACUACAAGGAUUUCAAAAUUACCGUGGAGAACAUUGGUUACCAAAUGCUGAUGAAAAUGGGCUGGAAGGAAGGUGAUGGUCUGGGCUCUGACGGUCAAGGCAUCAAAGCUCCAGUCCCCAGAGGCAACACGACGGUGGAUGGAGCUGGGUUUGGUAUCGAUCGCCCAGCAGAGCUGAGUAAGGGUGAUGAUGAGUAUGAGGCAUUCCGCAAGCGUAUGAUGUUGGCCUACAGGUUCAGGCCCAACCCACUGAAUAACCCGAGACGACCUUAUUACUGACCUGCUCACAAUGCUGGAACGGACUUUACUGUUCAAUCGUUGGCUGUGAUGUUAGUUUGUUUCAACAGCACAACAUCAGUUGAACAUACUUGUGUGGGAUGAACCUAAGGGUUGGGUUUUCCUUCAUUAAACUGUGCUAGAACUCUCUGUAUCACUGAUAUUAGGCCACCCUGAUCCA
Leucoraja erinaceus (little skate) is the source of this 2258-nucleotide messenger RNA. RefSeq names its product SURP and G patch domain containing 1 (gene sugp1). The record is from RefSeq and is a predicted model, not a curated record. Bases 119 to 2080 code for a protein of 653 amino acids. NCBI's taxonomy places the organism in Eukaryota, Metazoa, Chordata, Chondrichthyes, Rajiformes, Rajidae. The transcript is spliced from 14 exons. Gene Ontology annotation, molecular function: RNA binding. Gene Ontology annotation, cellular component: nucleoplasm. Gene Ontology annotation, biological process: RNA processing.